This is a messenger RNA of Myripristis murdjan (pinecone soldierfish), 2441 nucleotides long. Its product is annotated as fidgetin-like. Lineage: Eukaryota; Metazoa; Chordata; Actinopteri; Holocentriformes; Holocentridae. The record is from RefSeq and is a predicted model, not a curated record. The transcript is spliced from 2 exons. Bases 1 to 2412 code for a protein of 803 amino acids. Gene Ontology annotation, molecular function: ATP hydrolysis activity; microtubule severing ATPase activity; ATP binding.
AUGGUUUCAGAUCGCACGCAACCCGGCUUAACCUCGGCACCUCGUUCAUCAGCAAAACCCCUCGUCGGGAUCGAUGCUACCCUAAACCCCCCCGAGAGAGGUCGACCUGUCGCAAAAAAAGCAGGCUUAAAGAUGCAGUGGACCCCCGAGCACAGCCAGUGGGCCGAACAGCAUUUUGACAUCUCCUCCACCACGCGCUCACCGGCCCACAAGGCCGAGGCCUACAGAGCCGUACCGGGCCACCUGCAGCGCUCUGCCACCUACCAGUAUGCCUGGGCCAACGACGAUAUCUCGGCCCUCACCGCCUCCAACCUUCUCAAGAAGUACGCCGAGAAGUACUCUGGCAUCCUGGAGAUGCCAGGCUCCUACUCUGAGGCUCCUGGCGUCCCCGGCGUGAUGAACGGACGCAAAGGUGAAUCAGAGCCCUGGCAGGACGGGGUCUACCCCAUGAGCUGCAUCCCCGAGGGGGUUUCGGUCAGGAAGGGAGGGGUGGCAGCAGCUUCCGAGGUGGUGUCUGGUAUGUGCAGCUCCCCGGGCCUCGCUUCCAGCACCCUGAGCGAGCCCAGCUACUCCAGCAGCAGCUGUGGGAGCCACACGGCCACCGCCCUCCACUCGUCCUCCAUGCCCUCUCAGGAAUACGGCCCGGCUUACAGUGGCUCUUACCUGCACAGUAGUUACAGCUCCCAGGCUGCCCCUACCCCGGCGCUGCCCUCCCCACUGCACAGCUCCGGGCUCCUGCAACCCCCACCUCCGCCGCCCUCCCACCCCACUUUGGUCCCAGCUUACAACGGAGGCUCCCCCAACCUAUCUAGUUAUAAUUACCCCCCAGCAGGCUACCCAGCUCAGAGCUCAGUGGGUCCCGGAUACAGCCCUGGGGGAGCACCCCCUCCUUCCUCCUACCUCCCCUCAGGCAUCGCUGCACCUACACCCCUUCCCCCUUCUUCUGCUUUACCCGGAUACCCAUACCAGAGCCACAACCUGACCCCAAUUGCCCCCACCCCCCUCAACAGUAGCUCCUCCAACUCGCUGAAGAGGAAAGCCUUCUACAUGACAGGCCAAGGAGAGAUAGACUCCACUUAUGGUAAUUUUGGCUAUGGCCAGGCUCGGAGCUCGGCUGAAAGCCCCAUGUACAGGGUAGCAGACGGCAACGGUUCAAACGGGGGCUCCAGCAGUGGAGGAGGUGGUGGUGGAUUUGACAGGAGCGCGGAAAAGUCAUCUUUACCCUUUAAUCCUCAGAAGCAGUCCACCAUGCCCUCAGAGCAGCAGCAGCAGAGGAAGUACAGCAGCCAGGCAUCAGGUGGGCCACUCACCCCACCAUCCUAUGUCUCCUCCACUCUGGGGGGCUCCCGCUCAGCAGACUCCCUUGCCAGCUUCACCUCUCCUUCUCUGACUGAGCAGGGCGCUGAUGACCACCGCCUUCACCUCUCCCACUCUGCACCAGGGCCUACUUCCUCCUCUUCUUCGUCCUCCUCCCGGCCUGCUGAGGAGCAGCUAAAAAGCAGCGACCCUCACCUCCUGGACAUGGUUACCUCUGAGAUCCUCCAGCAGGGCCCCCCGGUGGAUUGGAGUGACAUUGCAGGUCUGGAACUGGCCAAGGCUACCCUGAAAGAGGAGGUGCUGUGGCCCAUGCUGCGCCCAGACAUGUUUAGUAGUCUGGGACCAGCCCCACGCUGUGUGCUGCUGUUUGGCCCCAGGGGCAGUGGCAGGACGUUGCUUGGACGCUGCCUGGCCAGCCAGCUAGGGGCACCAUUCCUCCAGCUCAGUGGCUCCACGCUGGCCACAAAGUGGCUGGCAGAGGGCGAGAAGAUUCUACGAGCAUCAUUUCUGGUGGCACGCUGCCGGCAGCCCUCUGUGUUGUUCAUUAGCGAAGUGGACAUGCUGCUGUCAGCCCACCUCAGUGAAGAGAGUCCUGUUAACCGGCUGAAGGGUGAGCUGCUUGCCCAGUUGGACUCUCUCCUCCUGGGCCCGGGUGAGGAUGGGAGCAACCAAGUGUUGGUGGUCUGCUCCACCAGCAGGCCGCAGGACAUGGACGAAGGGCUCCGCAGGUACUUUGCCCGGCGGGUCCUGGUACCCCUGCCAGGUGGCGCGGCCCGACACCAGAUCUUGAACCAGCUCCUGGCUCAGUCUCAGCACAAAUACUGUCUGAACGAGGAGGAGCUGGCACUGCUGGUCCAGCGUACGGAGGGUUUCUCUGGCCUGGACCUGGCUAGACUCUGCCAGGAGGCCCUGGUAGGUCUGCUGCAUUCCUCCACGCAGGGCAUGGACAUGUCAGGCAUGAUGCCCAGGGGACAGAUCAGGCCCCUCACCUACCAGGACUUUGAUAGCCUCUUUCGUAAAUUCCAGGCCAGUAUAUCACAGAAAGAGAUUGACACGUACACUGAGUGGAACAAAAUGUUCGGCUGCAGCCAGUGAAGAGAUAGAUUCCGCCCUUGAGAAAAAGA